AUGGAGUCUGCAGCGUUCCGUCGCUCUCCGACGUCCCGCGGGGUCAUAUAUGCGUACUUCCACGUCCCAGCUUCUCAAGGUCGCCAAACCCUCCUCUUCCUCCAUGGCUUCCCGGCCUUCGCCCGUAUCUGGCACAAGCAGGCUUCUUUCUUCCGCGAACGUGGCUAUGGAGUCCUUAUACCCGAUAUGCUGGGCUACGGCGGCACGGACAAACCUUCCGACCCUGCCGCGUACGUUGGGACGAAGGUCGCACGAGACAUAAUCGACAUCGUGGAAGGCCUCGGACUGCAGAAAGUGGUGGCGAUUGGACACGAUUGGGGAUGCAGAGUGCUUUCGCGUAUCAUCAACAUAGCCCCUCAGCACUUCUCAGCGUUUGCGUUCCUCGGUGCCGGAUAUCAGGCUCCCCGCGGGCACUUCGACCUAGCCGCAACACAUGCAUGGACUCAGCAACACCUGGGUCGAGUUCUGUAUGGUCACUGGGAGUUUCUAGCUUCUCCUGAAGCCCAGACGCUCAUCGAGCAGGACUUGCCCGGUUUCGCCAGUCUGAUGUUUCCCGCGCAUCCUGUUGUAACGCUCCAACAUGUAUGCCCUCUCGGAGCCAUGAAGCAGUUCCUUGAGCAAGGUCACAUUGCUACCCCGCCUUCCUACCUUGCAGCCUCGGAGCGUAAUCGACUUGUACAGCAAUUUCAGACCCACGGCAUCGCUGGACCGUUGAACUGGUACAAAGCAUUGGUGCACGGGCACGUCGCUCAAGAUGAAAGCACUCUCCCUAUGACCUCCUUCCACUUCAUGCACCCCGUCUUCUACGGCGCAUGCCCCGAUCAUCCUAUCUCCCUUCCUCGCUUCGCCAGAGACGGCUUCGCUGCGUUCGCCGCAGGUCCCCUUACCGUGCACGAGUUUGCACGUGCAUCGGACUGGGUCAUGCUCACGCAUUCAGACGAACUAAAUGAGGCGCUACUGGCGUGGAUUGAACAACUGUAA
Messenger RNA from Peniophora sp. CBMAI 1063, 981 nucleotides. Lineage: Eukaryota; Fungi; Basidiomycota; Agaricomycetes; Russulales; Peniophoraceae. The record is from the annotation of a GenBank genome assembly.